AUGUCGUACUCAAACCAUGUAACUCCUGAUAUUGAUGAAUUCAUUAUACCAGAUGAUCUGGAAACACCAAAUACUUCAAGAAAUAAUCAAGGGGGUGGUACAUCACCAUUCUCAGCGUUCAAUCUUCUUCCUAAAGUUGAUUUAUCAUCAGCAUUUGGACCAUUUUCUGGGAAUUAUGGAGGUCAAUUACCUGUAAAUGUGAAAAUAAAGGAACGCCAGUAUUCUGGUGGGGAUACAUUAGAUGAACCUGUUUGGGUAACUUUGAAAAGAGAUUUAUUACAAAUUGGUAAACGAUUGGCUAUAGUCAUAUGGCCGAUGCAAUUGGCACAAUUGGCCAAGAGACAGCAAUCACGAUUUGUUAGUUUUGCCAAUUCUAACGGUAUAAACAUUCCUGAACGUUUAGGGAAUAUACUUCCUGGCGGCGGAAUAGAUGAUGAUAAUAACAAUGAACAAACUACUGGGAUAUCUAGUAGAGAUUUGAUAAAUCAAGAUAAUUUGGAUUGGGAUUUAUGGGGACCACUUAUUUUUUCACUUAUGUUUGCUAUUGUUUUGGCAUUCACCAAUGAAUCUCAAUCAACUGAAGUAUUUAGUGGAUCGUUUGCAUUUAUUUGGAUAUUUUAUUUUGUUAUAGGAUUGAACGUGCAAUUAUUGGGUGGCACAAUUUCAUUCUUAUCGGCAAUCAGUGCAAUAGGAUAUUCAAUGUUUCCUAUUGUCAUUGGAGAAGUCAUCUGUACCUUGUUAAUUAAAUGGAGGUGGAUAAGACUUCUAAUAAUGUUGGUCUUGAAUGUUUGGAGUAUAUACGCAGGUGUUAUGAGUGUUAAAUGUUCUGGGGUGUUCCCAGGUAGAGUGGCUUUGGCCAUGUAUCCUGUGGGGCUCUUUUAUUCCGUACUUAGUUGGCUAGUCAUUAUUACAUAG
This is a messenger RNA of Candida dubliniensis CD36, 915 nucleotides long. RefSeq lists its product as uncharacterized. The transcript has a single exon. NCBI's taxonomy places the organism in Eukaryota, Fungi, Ascomycota, Pichiomycetes, Serinales, Debaryomycetaceae. Gene Ontology annotation, biological process: endoplasmic reticulum to Golgi vesicle-mediated transport. The record is from RefSeq and is a predicted model, not a curated record. Gene Ontology annotation, cellular component: trans-Golgi network; membrane. The coding region runs from base 1 to 915 and encodes 304 amino acids.